UAUAAUUUUUCUCUUUGUUGUGUUGUUGUCGUCUAUUCCAAAUUUGGUUUGUUUUUAUCAGUCGUCAAUCGCCUUUGUAGCGUUGAUCUGUCAUAUUUGUCUGUGUUUUGCUAAUUUGAUUUUCGCGCAAUGGCUGAAGCUCCCGAGAGCGAGCCUGUGCCCUCGUCCAGCGAGCCCGCUGUCGAAUGCGACGCAAAAGAGGACGAAGGGCCAUUGUUGAAGAAGCGUAAGCUCGCUGACAAAGAAACCACUGAAAAGCUCGAGCACAGGCUCGGGGGCAUCCUGUGCUGCACAGUGUGCCUCGACCUGCCUCCAGCGGCCGUGUUUCAGUGUAGCAAUGGCCACCUUAUGUGCGCCCCGUGCUUCAAUCACUUGCUGGCGGACGCGCGCCUGCGCGACGAGUCGGCCACGUGCCCCAACUGCCGCGUGGACAUCUCCAAGACGCUGGCGUCGCGCAACCUGGCUGUCGAGAAGACGGUCUCGGAGCUGCCGUCCGAGUGCAAGUACUGCACGCAGAUGUUCCCGCGCCACUCGCUGCAGCAUCACGAGGACAAAACUUGCGAGGAUAGGCUGACUGGUUGCCGCUACGAGUGCAUCGGCUGCCCGUGGCGCGGCGCGGCGCACGAGGCGGGCGCGCACGAGGCGGCGUGCGCGCACCCGCGCAAGCCCGCCGCCGACGUGGCCGACGUGCUGGCCGAGCGCGAGCGCCGCGCCAAGGACCACGCCGCCGUCUACACGCAGCUGCUCGACCUGCUUUCGUAUGAGAAGAUCACCUUCAAUGACCUGCAGCUAAAGCCGUACCGCACCGAGGAGUACGUGCACAAGCUGUACUACGAGACCUCGCGCUUCACGGCCUUCGGCCACCAGUGGGUGGUCAAGGCCUUCGUCAACAAAAACCAGCGCGACCCCACGCAGAGCUCCGAGCGAGAGAUCACUUACCAGAUAAUCCUGAAGAGCAAGCCGAGCAGCCCGCUGCCGCUGCAGUGGCUGUGGCUGCGCGGCCCGUACGGCGAGGCGGCCUGCACGCCGCGCGCGCUCGCGCACGCCUUCAGCGACGACGCGCCCGACGCGCCGCCGCUGCCGCUGCCGCUCGCCGACCCCGCCGACGCCAACCGCCUGCUGCUCAACAAGGCCAUACAGUUCCGGUGAGUUCCGCGCUCAUUGCACACCUGUUGUUCAAUAUUUGGACGGCCGUUUGGUGUAGUGGUUCGAAACGGACUACUUUCCGAAGGUAGCGGGUUCGAUUCCCGCACAGUACAAACAUACGCCUUCAGCGACGACGCGCCCGACGCGCCGCCGCUGCCGCUGCCGCUCGCCGACCCCGCCGACGCCAACCGUCUGCUGCUCAACAAGGCCAUACAGUUCCGGUGAGUUCCGCGCUCAUUGCACACCUGUUGUUCAAUAUGUAGUCGGCCGUUUGGUGUACGAAACGGACUACUAUUCCGGAGGUAGCGGGUUCGAUUCCCGCACAGUACAAACACACGCCUUCAGCGACGACGCGCCCGACGCGCCGCCGCUGCCGCUGCCGCUCGCCGACCCCGCCGACGCCAACCGUCUGCUGCUCAACAAGGCCAUACAGUUCCGGUGAGUUCCGCGCUCAUUGCACACCUGUUGUUCAAUAUGUAGUCGGCCGUUUGGUGUACGAAACGGACUACUAUUCCGGAGGUAGCGGGUUCGAUUCCCGCACAGUACAAACACACGCCUUCAGCGACGACGCGCCCGACGCGCCGCCGCUGCCGCUGCCGCUCGCCGACCCCGCCGACGCCAACCGUCUGCUGCUCAACAAGGCCAUACAGUUCCGCCUCAUAAUGUUCCUGGCGACGAAGUGAGGCGGCCGCGCGCGCCGCUCCCCCGCGCACUCCCCUCCCCCCCUGUCCGCAGGGAACCCCGAAAUCAUGAUUUGAAAUUAGAAUGUAGGUCCUAUUUUAUUUUGACUUGACCAAUGAUUUUCGACAAAAGCAUGCGUAUUUUUUAUUCUAAAACGAGACUUAUUGAGAUAGACAGACGUCUGCGAGUUGAGUUUUCUCUCUCAACACUGCAAAAUUAAUAAUUUUCUCAGUUUACUUAGGUUAUCUACGCAAGUAAAUAGUAAUCAUCAAAUGACAUGAUUUAUAGUGAUUUUCGUAAUGACAAUUGCUGCUAUUUUUACCACAACAGAAGUGGUAGCGUUACGCCUCUACUACUGUCAGAAGCCUAGGCUAGGUUUCAUUCAUGUCCAAAUUAUAUUAUUAUUCAAUUCAUACAUGUCCUUUAAUGAAUCCAAAUUAUUUUCAAAAAUAUUACGUGACUUAUUCAUGAUUGAAUCGUAAUCAUCAUUUUACAAAUACACAUUCCUUCACGACUCAAAAUAACUAAGAUUACGAAUAUUCACUAACCGUAUUUAUUUAGAAAUAUAGGUUUUUUAAGAUAUUAUAUUUUAAUUGCGAUUAUGUUGUUUAUUUUAAUGUUAUAACAGAAUUAAAUAACGCACUUGAAGAGAUAUUUUUCAUUUUAGCAUAAUUAUUAUGAUAGUUUUAAUAUAUUUGUGGAGAUAUAGUCAUUUCCCUAGCAGAUCGGUAGCCACAAUAUGUCUAUGGUCAUAAACACACAUCUUAUUCAAUCAUAGACAAUUAUUAUGAAUGCUGUGGUUAUACAUACAUAAAUACUGAUAUUAUAAACAUUUUUAUUUGUCGUCGAGCUUAAAUUAGUGGGUUACGUGUUAUCAAUAUAUCAUUUUAUUAAUAAAUAAGCGAAUUCCAAAAAUACGUUGGAUUUUAUGAGUACAAAGUAUAAAUCUGAAUUUUAUCUUAAAUUAGUAUGUAAUUCGGAAGAGGCUGGGCUUAUGUGUAACUAACAAUUCGCUCUCUAGCAAAGGGGAGAGACAAGCAAAAUUAACUUUAAAUCCUUUGGUUUAAAAUUAAUAACAGCAUACUCGUAUUUCAAUCCUAUGGAAAGAUUAUCAUAAUAUUACUCUGCUAAGUUUCUCACUGACCCUCGAAGAUUAAACAUAAGCUUUUAAUGGUGACUUUUUGUCAAUUGUGUGUUCGUUAGUCUGUAUUUGUGUGCCUGAUUAUCAUUAUUUUAUCGUACACGCUGUGCACGUGUCCAUAUUAUUAUAUUUUAGCUAAAUAUUUUUAUCUACACUUUGUUAGCUUUUAUUUUGGGAUUAGAAAAUAAAGAGAUAAGUCUACAUUACAAAA
Messenger RNA from Ostrinia nubilalis (European corn borer), 3179 nucleotides. RefSeq names its product zinc finger TRAF-type-containing protein 1 homolog. The record is from RefSeq and is a predicted model, not a curated record. Lineage: Eukaryota; Metazoa; Arthropoda; Insecta; Lepidoptera; Crambidae. The transcript is spliced from 6 exons. Gene Ontology annotation, cellular component: nucleus. The coding region runs from base 130 to 1149 and encodes 339 amino acids.